AUGGAUCCCACUGGCGAAAUGCCUCCGCAAGAGGGGAGACUUGGAGACAAUAUCCCGACGACGGAAACGAGGAUACCAGACCAUCUGGCAGCUGAGCGAAACUUGGAAAAGCGCUCCGCCGAAAACCUACCACCUAAUUCAACCUCCGUCUCAUCUUCUGCUGAUAAAAAGGACGAGAAAGGCGGGCAACCAGCACCUGCAUCGAAUACCGAGCUCGACGCCGUUUUGGAACAGUUGCCAGAAGAUGAGCGCGCCAUCCUAAAAGAGCAGCUUCACUCUCCGACGGUACCGGUGACGUUCUUCGGCCUCUAUAGAUAUGCAGACAGUUUGGAUUAUCUUGUGCUGGCUAUUAGCGCCCUUGCCUCCAUUGCUGCAGGUGCAGCCCUACCCUUGUUUACUAUUCUUUUCGGCCAAUUGACAAAUGCUUUUCGAGGAAUCUUCCUCGGCACAACUCCCUAUGACGAGUUCCAUACACAACUAGUCAAGAAUGUCCUUUACUUCAUUUAUAUCGGUAUUGCCGAAUUCGCUACUAUCUACAUUUCCACCGUUGGCUUCAUCUAUACCGGAGAGCAUAUCACGCAAAAGAUCCGUGAGGCUUAUCUUCAAUCGAUUCUGCGGCAGAACAUCGCCUACUUCGACAACCUCGGUGCUGGAGAGAUUACUACUCGCAUUACUGCAGACACGAAUCUGAUUCAAGAUGGGAUUUCGGAGAAAGUGGGCCUCACCUUGACGGCAGUGGCAACGUUCAUCACUGCAUUCAUCAUUGCAUAUAUCAAAUACUGGAAACUAGCGCUUAUCUGUUCCUCGACCAUUGUGUGCUUGGUUCUCGUCAUGGGUGGCGGCUCGAAUUUCAUUGUCAAGUUCAACAAGAAGUCACUCCAAAGUUACGCUGUCGGUGGAAGUGUUGCUGAAGAAGUUCUUAGUUCCAUUAGAACCGCUACCGCUUUUGGCACGCAGGAAAGGCUUGCUAAGCAAUACGAUACCCAUCUCGAGGAAGCUGAAAAAUGGGGUGUAAAGCUUCAGCUCACGCUCGCCGUUAUGAUUGGUGGUAUGAUGGGCGUUAUAUUCCUGAACUAUGGACUCGGCUUCUGGAUGGGUUCUCGGUUUCUCGUCGACGGGGAAGUUGUCGUUGGUCAGGUCAUCACGGUGCUGAUGGCCAUUCUGAUCGGAUCAUUUAGCUUGGGAAAUGUCGCCCCGAAUGGACAAGCGUUUACCAGCGCUGUCGCUGCUGCGGCAAAAAUCUACGCUACCAUUGACCGCGUUUCUCCCCUCGAUCCGACCACCGACGUCGGCGAAACCAUUGAAGGGCUCCAGGGCGUUAUUGAACUGCGUAAUAUCAAACACAGAUACCCUUCUCGGCCAGAUGUUUCGAUCAUGGACGGUGUUAGUCUGCUUAUCCCUGCAGGCAAGACCACUGCUCUCGUUGGACCUUCUGGUUCUGGAAAGAGUACAAUUAUUGGAUUGGUUGAGCGUUUCUACAAACCCGUUCAUGGACAAGUUCUUCUGGAUGAUCAUCCCAUUGAAUCGCUCAAUCUGCGGUGGCUGCGCCAGCAAAUUUCACUUGUCAGUCAAGAACCUAUCCUGUUCGCGACAACAAUUUUCGAGAACGUCAAGUUCGGCCUUAUCGGCACCUCUUUCAUGGACGAAGGCGAAGAAAAAAUCCAUCAGCGAAUUCGUGACGCUCUAGAGAUGGCCAACGCUCUUGAAUUCGUUACUGCCCUACCAGAAGGCUUAAACACUCACGUUGGUGAACGAGGCUUUUUGCUAUCAGGUGGUCAGAAGCAGCGUAUUGCAAUCGCUCGUGCUGUGGUCAGCGACCCGAAGAUUCUUUUGUUAGAUGAAGCAACGUCUGCCUUGGACACCAAAUCUGAAGGCGUUGUUCAAGCUGCCCUCGACAAAGCCGCAGAGGGCCGCACGACUAUAGUGAUCGCACAUCGUUUGUCGACUAUCAAAGGUGCUCACAAUAUCGUCGUGCUAGUUAAUGGUAGGAUUGCGGAACAAGGAACUCACGACGAACUAUUGGACAGCAACGGCGCCUAUUACAAACUGGUCGAAGCGCAACGCCUCAACGAAGAAAAGGAUUCUACAUCUGUCUUUGACGAUGAAAUGGACGGUAGCGAGAACCAAGACGAACUGGAACAGAUAAAAAUGUCGCGCACUCUGACAUCUAAAAGCAUUGGAAGUCGGUAUGACGAGAAGUCUGGGGAUUUCCUUGAAAAGCAAAACACGAAGAAAUCAGUCUCUAGCAUGGUCCUGUCUAAAAAAGGACAAGACGCGGAAAGAAAAUAUUCGCUGAUGACACUGAUAAAGUUUAUUUUGAAAUUUAAUAGGCCUGAGCUCAAGCUUAUGCUCUUUGGUCUUGUCGUUGCCAUCCUGACGGGUGGUGGCCAACCUACCCAGGCAGUACUCUUCUCCAAAGCAAUCACCACACUGUCUUUGCCGGAGAGUAUGUACGCCAAAUUGAAGCACGAUGCCAGUUUCUGGUCGCUCAUGUUCCUCAUGCUUGGUCUUAGCCAACUUCUUCUUCACUCCCUUCAAGGAAUGGCGUUCGCUUUCAGUUCCGAAAAACUUAUUCGACGAGCCCGGGCCCAGGCUUUUAGGACAAUGUUGCGCCAAGAUAUCAGCUUUUUCGACAGAGAUGAAAACAGCACUGGCGCUUUGACGUCUUUCCUUUCCACAGAGACCAAGCACUUGUCCGGUAUCAGCGGUGUCACGUUAGGCACAAUCCUAAGCGUAUCGACAACUCUUGGAGCCUCGCUGAUUAUUUCGCUUUCAAUUGGAUGGAAACUAGCGUUGGUUUGUAUUUCUGUUGUUCCAGUCCUACUGGGUUGCGGCUUUUACCGUUUCUAUAUGCUGGCCCAAUUUCAAUCCCGUUCAAAGAAGGCUUAUGAGAGCUCGGCUAGCUACGCGUGCGAGGCCACAUCUGCUAUCCGCACCGUGGCUUCUUUGACUCGGGAAGAAGAUGUGUUGAACAUCUAUCAUAAUCAACUAUCGGCCCAGGCGCGAAAGAGUCUCAUCUCCGUCCUCAAGUCGUCAUUACUAUAUGCUGCCUCACAGGGCUUGUCCUUCUUCUGUAUGGCUCUUGGUUUCUGGUACGGUGGGGAACUUCUUGGAAAGCACGAGUACACAAUGUUUCAAUUCUUUGUCUGCUUUUCCGAAGUCAUCUUUGGAGCACAGUCUGCUGGUACCGUCUUUUCCUUUGCCCCGGAUAUGGGCAAAGCCAAAAACGCAGCCACCGAAUUCAAGAGACUGUUUGACCGCAAGCCGGCCAUCGACAUCUGGUCUCCGGAUGGUGAGACUCUUGACCGUGUUGACGGCACUCUUGAAUUCCGCGAUGUUCACUUCAGAUACCCAACGCGCCCUGAACAGCCAGUCCUUCGCGGACUUAACCUGACAGUCAAGCCUGGGCAAUAUGUGGCCCUUGUCGGAGCUAGCGGUUGCGGAAAAAGUACAACGAUUGCCCUUCUCGAGCGAUUUUACGAUCCUCUCUCAGGUGGUGUUUACGUGGAUGGCAAAGACAUUUCAAGCUUGAAUGUCAACUCUUAUCGAAGUCACAUGGCUCUUGUCAGCCAAGAACCAACGCUCUAUCAAGGUACGAUUCGCGACAACAUCUUGCUAGGUAGUAAUGAGCAAGAUAUUCCCGAAGAGGCAAUCAUAAACGCCUGCAAGAACGCCAACAUUUACGACUUUAUCUUGUCACUACCAGAUGGAUUCGAUACAGUAGUUGGCAGUAAAGGUGGCAUGCUGUCUGGCGGACAAAAGCAGCGAGUCGCCAUUGCACGUGCAUUGCUUCGUGACCCCAAGGUCCUCCUUUUGGACGAAGCCACUUCAGCUCUCGACUCCGAGUCUGAAAAAGUGGUGCAAGCCGCCCUCGAUGCUGCUGCCCGUGGCCGCACCACAAUCGCAGUGGCACACCGGCUGAGCACCAUCCAAAAGGCUGAUAUCAUCUACGUGUUUGAUCAGGGCCGAAUUGUCGAGAGCGGGAACCAUCACGACCUGAUCAGGAAUAAAGGUCGCUACUUUGAGCUGGUGAAUCUGCAGAGUCUUGGAAGGACUCAUUAA
Molecule: messenger RNA, 4062 nt
Organism: Talaromyces rugulosus
Lineage: Eukaryota; Fungi; Ascomycota; Eurotiomycetes; Eurotiales; Trichocomaceae
Exons: 3
Coding region: 1-4062 (1353 amino acids)
Biological process (GO): transmembrane transport
Cellular component (GO): membrane
Molecular function (GO): ABC-type transporter activity; ATP binding; ATP hydrolysis activity
Source: RefSeq, a predicted model, not a curated record